Salmo salar (Atlantic salmon) is the source of this 8401-nucleotide messenger RNA. Its product is annotated as protein bicaudal D homolog 1. Gene Ontology annotation, molecular function: cytoskeletal adaptor activity; dynactin binding; dynein intermediate chain binding. Gene Ontology annotation, biological process: protein localization to organelle; regulation of microtubule cytoskeleton organization; microtubule anchoring at microtubule organizing center. NCBI's taxonomy places the organism in Eukaryota, Metazoa, Chordata, Actinopteri, Salmoniformes, Salmonidae. Gene Ontology annotation, cellular component: Golgi apparatus; cytosol. The record is from RefSeq and is a predicted model, not a curated record.
AUAAUCCGUGAUCACCAACGGUGAAGAAAGGGUGUAAAAGCAACAGAUGUCAUCAUCAACAUAAACAUGGUCCUCCUUGUCUGUGGACCAACAGCGUGACGAGCAGUAUCCAUACCGUACAGCAGAGGGAGAGAUGUGCGGGUGAACGGUCGACGUCACAGCCAUAGGCAGCAGAAGGAUGGGCGAGAGUUGUGUGUGCUUUGCCGCUGCUUCAUGGCAAUAGAGAGAGAUGGCGUCCGCAUCCCGAUGAAUAAGCAAAAAAAGAAGAGGAAAAAGGAUGAUGCUGGACCCUACUACGCCUAGAGGGGAAGCCGUUUAAUUCAACACAUCAGCUAUGGAGGGAUUCAUCUCUCUUUCACAAUCAUUUCGCUCCGGGGAUGUUAACGCCCUUUUCAUGCGUUUUUAAACUCCUCGUCUGAUUCCUUCCAACGGAGGUGUGGGGAUUGUUGUCCGGUAGGCUACAUCUGUUUUCUUCCUCCGCUUCUCUGCCCAUCCGACGCAGCGGCGAGGAGAAGAGGAGAGAAGGGGAAGAGAGGGAAAGCGAUGGCUGCUGGAGGAGGAUGCGGGGAGACGGUGGAACAGUGCCGGGCAGAGGUGGAGCGUUUGACCCGUGAGCUGGCGGAGGCAAACCGGGAGAAGAUCCGGGCUGCGGAGUGCGGUCUGGUGGUUCUGGAGGAGAACCAGACCCUGAAGCAGCAAUAUUCAGAUCUAGAGGCCGAGCAAGAGGCGCUCCGACAGGAGCUGGAGCAGCUACAAGAGGCAUUUGGCCAGACCUUCUCCACCCAGCGCAAGGUGGCUGCGGACGGGGAGACCAACGAGGAGACCCUCCUGCAGGAGUCAGCCACUAAGGAGGCAUACUAUACGAGUCGCCUGCUGGGGAUCCAGUCAGAGCUCAAACAGAGCCGGGCCGUCACAGUCAACACACAGGCCGACAACGAACACCUCAGUACCCUGCUGCAGGAGCUCAGAGAGGGUAACGAGAUGUUGGAGCUGCAGCGGAGCCGGAUGAGAGAGGAGAUCAGGGAGUAUAAGUUCAGAGAGGCUCGACUCCUACAGGACUACACUGAGCUGGAGGAGGAGAACAUCACCCUGCAGAAACUCGUGUCCACUCUCAAACAGAACCAGGUGGAGUACGAGGGGUUAAAGCAUGAGAUCAAGGUUCUGGAGGAGGAGACCGAGCUGCUGAACAGUCAGUUAGAAGACGCCUUACGUCUCAAAGACAUCUCCGAGGCCCAGCUAGAGGAGGCCCUGGACUCCCUGAAGAGCGAGCGGGAGCAGAAGAAGCACCUCCGCAAGGAGCUGGUCCACCACCUCAGCCUGUGUGACGUCCAAUACACGGGCAGCGCCCACCUCACUUUCACCUCAGCUCCGCCUAGUGGCACGGCUACGCCUGUCUCCGCCCUGUCGCCCAGCUCAGAGGAGCCGGGCAGGUGUAACGGGCAUCUACAUGGAGGGUCAGGAACUGGGACGGGGACAGCGUCGCUGCCCAGGGCCAACGGAGAGUGUCGGGGAGCGGGGAGGAAAGGAGAGGGGAUGGUGUCGGAUCUGUUCAGUGAGAUGAACCUGACAGAGAUACAGAAGCUCAAGCAGCAGCUGCUACAGGCAGAGCGGGAGAAAACAAGGCUGUUGAUCAGCCUGCAAGAGUGUCAGACGCAGCUGCAGCAUACACAGGGUGCCCUGAACGAGCAGCACGAGAGGGCCCUCCGCCUCAGCGAGAGAGUCACCGCCCUCAGGCACCUGCACCGGGAGGCCCAUCUCGCCCAGGAGGCCCAGCACGACCAGGAGGCCCACCUCAACCGAGAGGCCCUGAUGGAGCAGGGAGAAGAGGAAGAGGAGGAGAAAGAGAAGGGAUUAAUACACAGCAGGGGCCAGGCAUUCUGCCACCAGACCCCAGGUCUGGAGAUCCUCCAGUGUAAAUACAGAGUGGCUGUAACCGAAGUGGUCGAGCUAAAGGCGGAGCUGAAGUCACUGAGAGAGAGGUAUAACCAGUGUGUGGAGGGCGGGGUGGAGGAGAGGACACGCGGAGAGGCCCAGCACAGAUCUCUGGAGCAGCAGGUGGGGAGGCUGGAGAGGAGCUGCCGGGAAGGUAGGGAGAAGGUGGGGGGCCUGGAGACGGAGCUGAGAACAGCCAAGAACAUGGCCAGCGAGAGCCAGGGGGCGCUCAACGCAGCACAGGACGAACUGGUCACCUUCAGCGAGGAGCUGGCUCAACUUUACCACCACGUCUGCCUCUGUAACAACGAGACGCCCAACCGGGUGAUGCUAGACUACUACAGACACGGCAGAGGACUAAGGGGUAUCAGUGCCUCGCUCAAGGGUGACGACACCCGCGUUCUACUCACGCCCCGCCUUGCCCGGCGGCUCGCAGCCGUUGCCGCUGCAACCUCGUCGCCCACGGCGGAGUCUCGUAGCCCCUCGGAAUCCCCAUCCAAAGAGCGGUUGUCAGGAGAGGGAGGCCGGGACGGGGGGAGGGACAGAGACAGUCCUGUACCCCGCACCCCUCCUACGGGCUCUCCCAGCAUCAGUGCCUCUUCCUCAUCUUCCUCAUCAUCGUCGUCGCCUGCGGUAGAGCCACAUGGAGACCUGCGUAGGGAACCCAUGAACAUCUAUAACCUCAACGCCAUCAUCAGAGAGCAGGUGAGGCACCUCCAGAGGGCAGUGGACCGGUCACUCCAGCUGUCCAGACAGAGGGCUGCAGCCAGGGAACUGGCCCCACUGUUUGACAAGGACAAAGAGGCCUGUAUGGAGGAGAUACUGAAGCUCAAGUCCCUGCUCAGCACCAAGAGAGAACAGAUAGCUACCCUCAGACUGGUGCUCAAAGCGAACAAACAGACUGCAGAGAAUGCCCUGGCCAACCUGAAGAGUAAGUAUGAGAAUGAGAAGCAUAUGGUGACAGACACCAUGAUGAAGCUGAGGAACGAACUGAAGGCCCUGAAGGAGGACGCUGCCACCUUCUCAUCGCUCAGAGCCAUGUUCGCCACCAGGUGUGACGAGUAUGUGACUCAGCUGGAUGAGAUGCAGAGGCAGCUGGCUGCGGCGGAGGACGAGAAGAAGACGCUCAACUCCCUCCUGCGGAUGGCCAUCCAGCAGAAACUAGCCCUGACCCAGCGUCUGGAGGACCUAGCCUUCGACCAGGAGCAGUCGCACUGCACCCGCGGCGGCAAGGUGGCCCGCAUGAAGAGCAGCACCCCCAAAGUAAGUCCUGCUCCUCCCUCCAGCCCCACCACCGGCGCUGGCGCCCCCUUAAGCCUGACCUCUGCUACUACAGACGCCCUAGCUCUGAGCUCCCCUACGUCACAUCAUAGACACUCCGUCAGCCCCUCCUCCACGGCCCCCUCAGACCCUAAAGUACCAGGCAGCCCCCCCUCCCUGGAGGCGCCCUCCUCCUCCUGGACCCCCCCAUCCACUCCCCACAGGCAGGCUCACUCCCAGUGGGCACUAGGUGUCCGGACAUUAGAGGUCGACUCCCACAGUUUCGGUCUGGACUCCCAUAGUUUUAGUUUAGAACGUAGCAGUACUGGGCUCUCCAGGCAUUACUCCUCAGACUCACGGUCGUCUCCUAGCAGGGGUGCUCAGCCUGGCUCGGCCCCCUCCUCCCCCUACCGUUCUCCCAUACUGGGGUCUCGCCGGUUGACAUGGAGCUCCCCUCGAACUCGCCCCCUUACCAACCUGAUGCGUACCUCAGCCCUUUAUACCCCCUCUUCUUACACCCCUCCUAGUUCCUAUAACCCUUCUAGUUCUUACACCCCUUCCUCCCCUUAUACCCCCUCCAGUUUCUAUACCCCUUCAUCUGCUCAUUACUCUCCUUCAUCAUAUACCCCGCCCUCUUCGUACACCCCCCACACUUCAUAUAGCCACACCAGCAGCUACAGUCCACUCUACCCUAGGUACUACGGUUCCCAUCGGCCCCCUCACUGACACUAAACCACAGUUCCCAUUAACCUCCUCACUGACAACACUACAAAUCCCAUAAGUCCCCUCUCUAAACAGAACUACAGAUUCCAUCGGCCCCUUAGCAGACAAUUCCCAUCAACCUCCUCACUGACACUACUACAAAUCCCAUCAGCCUCUUUAAUGAUGCAAAACUACAUUUCCCAUCAGCCCCUGGGAGGGUGGGUGGGGCUCACAGAGAGGAGGACAGACUGGUUUCCUGUUUCUUGUGCCUAAGCCUCUGGCCUCGAUGCAGCAUGUGGAUGUGACUCUGUAUCGGCGUGAAUGUUCAGACUGACUCUGCUCAGGGAUUUAACACAACAUGGAGCACAAGUGGCCCUGCCUUCCUCUUAUUCACAGACUGUUGAUCGGUCUAAACUACAGGAGAGACAGGACACUUUACAGACUAUACAUACACAGUCGUUUUGGUCUUGCCCUUUAAAUCAAAUCACCAUCCACACAAGCAAGUGAACAUGUGUGCAGGACCUUACUGCUGUAUGGAAAGACGCAUGAGAAGGACGUUUAGGGUAACUGGACAUUUGAAGGAAUUUGUUCACAUGUUGGACUGAGGUCUCCACUUGACAGUGUUAUUCGCUCUCUCUGUUUUUUUUUAAUGAAAAUCACAGAUACUGUAACCAAAUGUCAUUCAAAGCAAGUAUUGGAUAAGACAGAUCAAUGAUUAUGGAUUGUUUGCUAUUUUUAAUUGUUCAGUUAUUACUCACAGCUCUGUACACACUGUCCUCACAAUGUUAUUGCAGUCAUCCUCACAUCUGCUGUGUAAACCUGGCACAUAUUUAGAGUCUAGCACCACUCAAUGGCAGUUUGUAAUAUCACUGUAUAUUCAGAACUUAGACUGAAGACUUCCGUCGAGGUUGAAUAUCAUAUUAAACCUGUAACAUAAAUGACCUGGAAUCAGCACACCGUGAUGGGUUUUAAUGUUAGCAUUAUGAGACAGAGCGAGAUGGAGUGAUUCUGGGUUUCAUAUCAGUAGGCGAGACAGACAGUGAGCUGUGGCUACGUAGCACCCCUAGUGCCUCGGAGGGUAACUCCAGAGGAACACAGCAGCAUAGAUGGAUGAAUGUAAUCGAUAGAGAACUCACUUACCACCAAACUCAGGGAAGCUGACACACGCACACACUUUUCAACUGGGGUUCAACAAGGAAUUAUCCUUACACUGUUAUAGAAAUAUAGACAAACAUUUGAAUGACAUUUAGGCUAUGGGUUAGUUAGUAUAGAGCUACUGCAUGAUGCAUAGAUGGGAUUCCACCGUUUCUGCACAUGUGAGUGUGUCACCUGUGUAUGUGUGUGCCUUAACGACUACAGCACCUGAUCAGUACAACCUGAUCGUGCCAACAACAGUUUUCAUAUUGUUAUGUUUUUAUUUUUUUUGGCCCUAUCCAAUAGGUUAGAAUGGACAAUAACAAAGCCUUGCCAAAUGAUCAGCGUAAGUGUCUGUAAACAGUCCUCUUGAUGAGGGAUACACUGCUACUGGGUGUUGGCCAGUGAAUAGCCUUUGCCAACUUUGGCCCAAUCCAUGCACAGUUUGGUUUUGACGGGAAGAACUAAGGGGACGUGGCUGACGUGCAAACCGAUUAUUUCAUUUUUGAAUUGGUUAAAACGACGUUAAGGUUAUGAGUUUGGUUAAGGGUCAGUUCUAGAUUUUGGCUAGUUGGGUUGUCAAUGGGAUGCUGGUCAGAAAAGUCUCCUUAGUCUCUCCCUCGUUUUGACUCCCGUCUCUAGUAUUGACCCAGUCCAGUCUCCCCCUCCCCCACCAAUCCCAAGUCUGGAGCCCAGAGUACCACAACAACACUGUGUCUAUACUCUAACAACCCCAGUCUCCAUUGGUUCAAGUGAUCUACAUAUACCCCAACAUGUUGUUAUAACAUGCAAUAUGGAGCAAAAAAAAAACGCAUUUGACAGGACUCCUCUCAGCUACUUUGUUGACAACAUUAGGUGAACAUUUUACAUAUUUCUCAUAACAGAAAUACUCACUGUUCUUGCACUCAUUGUUGGGCUGAUUGAGCUGGUUGAAUGUUUUUUUCUCCCAAUAGUCAUCUAAUGGUGACUGUACAGAAACACAAUGAACACUGUAGAUUUGGAGUGGGAACCACCUCAGUGACCUUCACGUUUUUAUACAUGGAGUUUGUAUACCUCUGCUUUAUUUAUUACGCUUCAUCACGUUAGCAACUACUUGACAUGAGUCUGUCCUACACUCCAGUUUCUACAUCUGCACCAUCUACCUGCCUUGACACAACACUGUAUGCCUGUUACUUUGAGCAGAAGACCUUUGUAGUUGUGGUAUAGUGUAGGUUAUAAUAUAGAACAUUUCCAUCGUAGGGUAAAUUAGCUGGAUAUAGAUAUUUUCUGCAAUAAGGGAAUAAAAAGUGAAAGAUUGUCAAAUAUCAAAUAGAUGCUAGGGGUCGCUGUCUUAGCUUCUCAAGAAAGGAAACCGGUGUGACCUCUCUGUGAAACCCUCCUCGUUCCGCCCGACUCACACACAUAUCACACACCCACCAAAACUCAUUCCAGUUUUCGGUCCCGCUACAUCAUAAUUCCAUCCGUACAUGCAAGAGGAUUUUAAUCCUAUCAAAUGCGUUUUUUUUACCUCCUUCCCCUUUCCGAUUUAUUCGUUUCCCACCGCAUCUAUUGGCCUGUGAUUUCUCCCUCCUAUGUGAAUACGGUGAAUGCCAUUUUCUCCCUUCUGCUCUCUGUUUCAGGAGUCUUUCAUAAUGUGGAACAUUGUCAAUCUAAACAUCCUUGCCUGUGCUAACGACAUAUCCAUUUCCAGGCAGACUGUUAAUAGUUACCACUGAUUGUAUGCCUGUUAGCUUUUGAGCACUUUAUAUGCAUGUGUAUAUAACACAGAGUAUUGGAAAGCUGUAUUCUGUGUGCAGUGCUAUGUUCAUACUCUUCGUAUAUACUGUAAAUAUCAUGUAUAAAUGACCUGUAUUUUGUGUGUCGUCGUCUUUUCUGUUUUGAGUGGCCUUGAGCAUCUCUCUCAUGUGUUCUAGGGAGGAAUGCCUUAUAAUCUCAGUUUCAUGAAGUAGCUGUCGUGUUUCCUUUCAGAUAUGAAUAGGCCUACUUUACACAGCCUGCUCAGUUAUUGCACAAGCACACGGGUUCAUCAUAGCAUACUGUAGGCGUACAUUCCAUUGAACAGCACUAUACAUCAAGUACAUGAGUUGUUAGGCGUUUGGGAAUAUUUAAGAAUAGGAACAUUCUUGCAGAAUGUUUUUUUUUUUACUAAAUGUACUUCUUGAAAACGCUGACACUGGGGUGAUUUUCUUGGUAAGUAGUCUGUAUUUUCCCCUUGGAUAUGAUCAUCUGUGAUGUCCCCUACUCCUCAUCCCUGUCACCUCUCUACAGUACUGUCUCUCCAUCUAAUCUGUCAGUCUCUCAUAGAUCGUCAGAAGUCUGCUGCCACAGCGCCGCCAGUCUCCUCACAGCUAAGGUGGGAGAAGGCCUCCCAAGCCAGCAGGUAAACAAUUUAGACCGGAAUUUAGUGCCAGUCUGUUUGUGCUAUCAUCCCAACUCCUCACUCAUUGUCAUGCCACAAAGAAACAAUGAGUUGGCAAGAGCACAAACAGAUCUGGAACCAGGCUAAAACUCUACAUGGGACUGAAAUGUGUUUACAGUAUAUGUCAAUUAUUCCAUGUCAUUUUGCUUGUACACUAUAGCCAGGGUACAGCAUCAGGAAAUCAAUCCUGUGUGUUUUGGGUGUGUGAGUUUUUUUAUGCCUUUCUUGACCUUCCAUGAACACUAUAAAUGAGUCUAUUUUAAAUACUCAUUGAUACAUCCUUUUGUCUGUGAGUAAUUGAGGUAGAUGUCUGAGAUCUUUGUCAGGUACAGUGUAUCUCCUGUUAUCUCCUCUUGUCUUCUGGUUGUCUCUGGUCAUGCUCCUCCCAGACGUAGCAUUGCGUCGGCUAUCCGGGAGUACCGAGCUCACUGCCCCCUGAGCAGCUACAGCAGCAGCCCCCCACGAGUGCCUCUCCUUUGGCUCGCCCAGCCGCCUUGUCCCCCUGGUCCUCUAUAACCCUGGAACUCCUACACUGUGACCCCUGACCUCUAACACACAGGACUCUGCAGGGCAGAGCCAGAGCAGUGCCUCUCACUGUGGAAGAGAAGGAUGACACUCACAAAGACUUAUAAGAGACUGUCUGACUGAGGGUCUGUGGGAGAAAGAGAGCGACGUGCCACCAUCUUUACUACCGCGCUUGCUAUUAGUCAUUAUUCAUCAUGUAUUUGUCUAUGGUGUUUUGGGGGUUUGUUGAAACAUACUUUUAUGUUACGACCAGUGAUGACGAUUUUGUUGGGUUCAAGAGGUGGACAACUGUUGGGUUUUGCUGAAUGUAUAGCUAGCUGUACAAUCAUUCAUGGUACCGUACAGUAUGUAGUGAACGCCAAGGUGGCAGAGGACAAAGCCAUAACUGUGUAUUUGAAAUGCAUGUAAAAGGUAUUAGCUUUCGCAAAC